UUCCUCUUCAUUUUUAAUUCCCUUACUACGAAGCCAAACCCUUAACCCCAAAAACACACACAAAAACUCCAAGUUCUUCCGAUCCUCAUAUAUCUAUGGCUACCCACAAGCUUAUGGAACAACAUCUCAUCAUUAUUUAGCUUCUUCAAUUUUGAAUAUAAUCCUCCGCCCAUAUAUAUAUAUAUAUCUUUUUUCCUCAACACAAUCAAUACAAAAACCAAAACCCUCUUUCAAAGAUUAUUCAAACCAUAUUUUGGAACACAAAUCUCAUUCCUUUUCUUCAAGAUUUCAAAAUGGAUGGAAUUACACCCCACAAUCGCCCUCUUCCUCCUCCUUUCCUCUCCAAAGAUCUCCAUCUUCACCAUGGAUUAUUCCACGCCCACCACCAAAACUCCGACGACGACCAUACCCCCGGACCUAAGAGAGACAGGGACUCCGACGACAACCCCACUAUGGACGACGACACCAAAGAAUUGUCCAAUUCUUCUUCUCGUCGCCCACGUGGCCGACCAGCCGGUUCCAAAAACAAGCCAAAGCCACCUAUUAUUAUCACUAGAGACAGCGCCAACGCCCUCAGAUCUCAUCUCAUCGAAAUCUCCACUGCCUCCGACAUCGUCGAUUCCCUCGCCACCUUCGCACGCCGUCGCCAGCGUGGUGUUUGUAUUCUUAGCGCCACUGGAACCGUCGCCAACGUCACUCUCCGCCAGCCCGCUUCCCCCGGCGCUGUCAUCACCUUACCCGGCAGAUUUGAAAUUCUCUCCCUCUCCGGCUCUUUCCUCCCACCCCCGGCUCCCCCAGCCGCCUCCGGCCUCACCGUUUACUUGGCUGGCGGGCAGGGGCAGGUCGUCGGUGGGAAUGUUAUCGGCCCACUUUCGGCAUCUGGACCGGUGAUUAUCAUGGCGGCUUCUUUUGGUAAUGCUGCGUAUGAGCGGUUACCUAUUGAUGAUGAGGAUGAAACUUCACCGGCGGCGGAUCAGAUGGCGGGACAACAGGCGGCAGCAGCAGCGCCGCCACCUCAAUUGUUGGGGGAUCCUAAUGGGGGAUUGUUUCAUGGUAUGGCGCAGAAUGCUGUGAAUUCUUCAUGUCAAUUGCCGGGGGAAGCGGCGGCGGCGUUUUGGGGAGGAGGUCGGCCACCGUAUUGAAAGUACAAUCUUUUGGGGUUUGAUGAGUUUUUUUUUCAUUUCAGCUUUAAUUAUUUUUAUCUUCGACUCUUUUAAUUUUACCAAAUAAUUAAUCUUCUCUUCUUUUUUUCUUUUUUCUUUUUUUUUUUUUUAACUUUUGGGGCUUAGUUUUUAUUAUUA
Molecule: messenger RNA, 1301 nt
Organism: Cucumis melo (muskmelon)
Lineage: Eukaryota; Viridiplantae; Streptophyta; Magnoliopsida; Cucurbitales; Cucurbitaceae
Product: AT-hook motif nuclear-localized protein 22-like
Exons: 1
Coding region: 294-1142 (282 amino acids)
Biological process (GO): vegetative to reproductive phase transition of meristem
Cellular component (GO): nucleus
Molecular function (GO): DNA-binding transcription factor activity; minor groove of adenine-thymine-rich DNA binding
Source: RefSeq, a predicted model, not a curated record